CCUCCUGAAAAAGCGUCGAUAAACUGAACCGAACCAUGAAGAAUACUCCGUAAACUAUAUUCAAGCUUCUAACGCUCGGAGAAUCUGUCGGCAGUACGAAACGUACGAAACUUUCCGAGAUGUCACGGGACCACGAACACGGCGAGCACGACAGCACGAGGUGUUCUCUUGAUAGGAGAGGAAGGGAUGGACACGAAGGAGGAGCCCGUGUAUCGAUUUAAACGCUGCGCGUGUCGGCAGCUCGCGGUUAAACCGUGUCGUGCAGUUCACGUUGGCAGAGGUUAGACCGGGCCUGACAUGCCCCAGUACGAGCCGAACGGGCCCAUCGAAGUCGUAAGCGCCGUCCCCAAACACAGGCAAAAAUUACUAAAGUGGAAUGGCUGGGGAUACCAGGAUUCCGAGUUUCGUUUGAACGAGAAGACGGAGGUGAUCGAAUUCACUGGCAACAGGUAUCCAAUUGGUAAUACAAAAUUGCCGUACUUCACCCAAUGGGUGCACGAGAAGUUCGGUGUCGACCUGCAGAAGAAGACUACUAACCAGCCGCUGCCGGAGAAUCUGCCCGAGCCUCGGUUAUCCUCAGAAUUAUUAGAAGCCGUCGAGGAUACCGAGAUCGAACGUUCGCUGAAAGGAAUUGAUCGUCUGGUCAGAGCCCACGGACACGCGUUGAAAGAAGUCUAUUUGCUCAAGCACGGGUCAUUCCAGAGGAUUCCGGACAUCGUACUUUGGCCCAGAUGCCACGAGGACGUGGUGAAAGUUAUCAAGCUCUGCGCCCGUUUCGGGGCAGCCUGCAUCCCUUUCGGGGGCGGUACCAGCGUCAGCGGAGCUGCCCUGUGUCCAGCCAACGAGCACAGGACGAUUAUUUCCUUAGACACGUCGCAGAUGAACAAAAUUCUGUGGAUCGAUCGUGAGAAUCUUAUAGCCUACUGCGAGGCGGGGAUUAUUGGCCAGGACCUCGAGAAGCAGCUUAGAAUCAGAGGGUUCACUUCCGGACACGAGCCAGACUCCUAUGAGUUCUCUAGCUUGGGUGGCUGGGUUGCAACAAGAGCCAGCGGGAUGAAGAAGAAUCGUUACGGGAACAUAGAGGAUCUAGUGGUGAGAGUACGAAUGGUUACUGGGAGGACCGACGACCCAGAAAUAACGUUAGAAAGAGACAUGCUGGUGCCCAGGGCAUCCUGUGGACCGGACUUCGAUCACGUGAUACUCGGCAGUGAAGGAACUUUGGGAGUUAUCACGGAGGUCGCGUUAAAAAUCAGGCCGCUCCCUGCUGUCGUCAAAUACGGAAGCAUCGUGUUUCCACAUUUUCAAGCAGGAGUUCAAGCGUUAAGACAAGUAGCAAAGGAACGUUGCCAGCCCGCCAGUAUCCGGUUGAUGGACAACGAGCAGUUCCAGUUCGGUCAGACCCUCCGCCCGGAACCAUCCUGGUGCGGCCUCGUACUCCAAGGCCUUAAACAAGCAUACAUUACUCGAAUAAAACGUUUCCACUGGGACCAAAUUUGCGUGGCUACUCUCCUCUUCGAAGGCGACUCCGCAGCCGACGUCUCCGCCCAAGAGGCUCGGAUCUACUCGAUAUCGAAGAAGUACAACGGCGUCGCGGCCGGUGAAACCAACGGCGAACGCGGUUACCUAUUGACCUUUGUGAUCGCUUACAUGAGAGACUUGGGUCUCGAGUAUCGGGUCUUAUCCGAAUCGUUCGAAACUUCCGUGCCUUGGAACCGGGCCGUCUCGCUCUGUAGGAAUGUGAAGUCCAGGGUCGCGAGGGAAUGCAACGCCAGAGGCGUUGAUAAAUUUUUAAUUUCCUGUCGUGUGACUCAAACGUACGAUGAAGGAUGCUGUGUGUACUUUUACUUGGCGUUUAAUCAUGAGAACCUUCGGGAUCCGAUUGAGACGUACGAGACCAUCGAGCAUAUUGCUAGGGAGGAAAUUUUGGCGAACGGCGGAUCGUUGUCACAUCACCACGGAGUCGGGAAGCUCAGAUCCUCGUUCUACAAGGAUGCCGUCGGUCAGGCUGGAGUAGAGCUCUACAGGGCUGCCAAGAAGCACUUGGACCCUUUCAAUGUGUUCGCCGCCGGUAAUUUGGAUCCGAUGGCUAAAUUGUGAAUGACCGGGGUUAAACGACCCUUGGUAGAUGUUGAGAGUUUCUUUAUUUGUUUUUAAAUGAUUAUCGUUGGAUUUGAUUGAAAUCCGAAGCAGGCUUCAUCGAGGCCGGGAACCCGGACGAAUUGUAUUCUAUGAGCUUUAAAUUUGAAUUAAUCGAAAAGAAAGUCUUGAAGCCUCUAUCUUCUUGAGACUCGGAUGAGGAUUCUUCUUAUCCGAUGGGUUUUAUCCUAGGAACGAUUAGCCGAGAGCCGAUCCGCUGUACUUUAUGCAAUAAUUUAAUUUGUAGAGAUAAUUGUACAAAAUGUAAAUCGUUUUCGAUCUCGCAUAAAAGUCGGCGGAUACAUAAAUUAAGAAUUGUAUCGAUAUAAGUACAAAUGAUCAUUGUAAUUGUAUCGUUUAUAGGAAUAAUUAGGUAGAACACUGAUACCGUGGGUCUUUUGUUAAUUUUAUUCGAUUCCCUUCGUUAGAACGAAAGCUAUCGGAAUUGUAAGCGACACGUUCUAUUUAGAAACUAAAUGAUUGUUAUACUAUUUGGGUUUUUAAUUAUUAUUAACGAACCAAUUAAAACAUCUUCAUGAAA
Molecule: messenger RNA, 2677 nt
Organism: Ceratina calcarata
Lineage: Eukaryota; Metazoa; Arthropoda; Insecta; Hymenoptera; Apidae
Gene: Agps
Product: alkyldihydroxyacetonephosphate synthase
Exons: 6
Coding region: 298-2097 (599 amino acids)
Biological process (GO): lipid biosynthetic process
Cellular component (GO): peroxisome
Molecular function (GO): FAD binding; alkylglycerone-phosphate synthase activity
Source: RefSeq, a predicted model, not a curated record